UAUUGUUUAGAAGAAAAAACAGAAGUGAAACCAAUUGAAAAUGAAGUUCUUAAAGAAAAACAAACAAAUCAAAAUGAAAAUGUAUCAAUAACAAUACAAUCCGAAAUUCACGAAGAUGAACCAUCAACUGCUGUUGGUACUGAUGAUAAAAAGAUAUCAGCAAAAAAUAAAAAGAAAGCAGCAGCUGAGAAGAAAGCCAAAGGUGGUGUUGAUGCUAAAACUUUAAGUCUUAUGAAAGAAUUUCAAAAAAAACAAGAAGAAGCGAAAUUAAGAGCUCUUAAAGAUGAAGAAGAAAAACAACGUUUAGACGAAGAAUUUCAAAAACAACAUGAAGAAAAAACACGUUUAGAUAAAGAACGUCGUGAAAAAAAGAAACAAAAAGAAAAAGAACGUAUACAAAGAAAAAAAGAAGAAGGUUCUUAUUUAACAAAAGAUCAAAAAGAAAAACUUGAACGUGCUCGUAUUCAAUUGGAAGCUGCUGGAAUUCAAGUACCAGCACGAAAUACAACACAAACUAUACCAAAUAAUAAAGAACAAACUGUUAAAAAACGUGUUCUUUAUGAUGAUCGAAGAAAGAAAACACAAACAAAUGCAAAACAAGUAGAUAAUGUUGAACGAACAACUGCAGCAUCACGAGUAGCUAAAACACCAAUUGGAACAGAGAAAAAACUAUCCGCUAAAGAAGAAGAAAAUUUGAAAGAUAAUUGGGAACAAGAAUCUGAAGAAGAAACAAUUAAUGCUGAAGAACCAGAAAGUCCAUCAACAGAAAAUAAUCGAAAUAAUUUUCAACAGACAAGUUCUAUUCCAUCAACAACAACAAUUACAAAUGAAAAUAAUGAAAGUUCAGAAGGUGAAUCAUCCGAUGAAGAGACAUCAACAGAUGAAAGUGAUGAAACAAGUUCAUCAACUGAUGAAGAUGAUAAUGAUCAAACAACACCUAUGGAACGUGUACGUCGUCGUUUAAAACGACGUCAUGAAUUAUGUGAAAGUCGUCGUUCAUCUGAAGUACUUCGUGCACCUGUUAUCUGUGUAUUGGGUCAUGUUGAUACGGGUAAAACAAAAAUUUUAGAUAAUCUACGUCGUACACAUGUACAAGAUGGUGAAGCUGGUGGUAUAACACAACAAAUCGGUGCAACAAAUGUACCAUUAGAAACAUUACGUGAACGAACGAAAAUGUGUAGAAAAUUAAUAACACGUGAAGGUGAAUAUAUUGUACCAGGUCUUUUAAUUAUUGAUACACCUGGACAUGAAUCAUUUAAAAAUUUACGUUCACGUGGUUCAUCUCUUUGUGAUUUGGCUAUACUUGUUGUUGAUUUAAUGCAUGGAUUAGAACAACAAACACUUGAAUCAAUAAAAUUAAUAAUGGAUAGAAAAACACCAUUUAUUAUUGCACUUAAUAAGAUCGAUCGAUUAUAUAAUUGGAAAGGUGAUAAUAAAAAAAAUGUUGAACUUGUAUUACAAGAACAAGGUCAAAAUACACAAAAUGAAUUUGAUAAACGUUGUAAUGAUAUUAUUGUUCAAUUUGCUGAACAAGGUCUUAACGUUGCACUUUAUUAUAAAAAUCCUGAUCCAAAUGAAUUUUAUUCUAUGAUACCAACAUCAGCACAUACUGGUGAUGGAAUGGGUUCAUUAAUUUCAAUGAUUAUUGAAAUAUGUCAAACAACUUUAGCUAAACGUUUAUCAUAUACUGAUGAAUUACAAGCAACUGUUAUGGAGGUAAAAGCCAUUGGUGGUUUAGGUACAACAAUUGAUGUUGUUCUUGUUAAUGGACAUUUACGAGUUGGUGAUACAAUUAUUGUUGCUGGUCAAGAAGGUCCAAUUGUAACACAAGUUCGAGGUCUUCUUAUGCCAGAACCAAAUAGAGAAUUACGUGUUCGAAAUCAAUAUCAAAAUUAUAAAACAGUAAAAGCUGCUCGUGGUAUAAAAGUUGCUGCUAAAGAUUUAGAAAAAUCUAUGGCUGGUUUACCAUUAUUCGUUGGUCGAAAAAAUGAUGAAACUGAAUAUUUUAAAAAUGAAAUUCAAAAUAUUCUUAAAACAGCACUUAGUUCAAUUAAAUUAAAAGAAAAUGGUGUUUAUGUUCAAGCAUCAACAUUAGGUUCAUUAGAAGCUUUACUUGAAUUCUUAAAAACAUCAAAUAUUCCGUAUUCUGGUAUUAAUAUUGGUCCUGUACAUCGAAAAGAUAUUAUUCGUGCAUCAACACAACUUGAAAGAGAUCCACAAUGGGCAGUGGUUUUAGCAUUCGAUGUUCGAAUUGAAAAAGAUGCUCAAGACCAUGCUGAUACCGUUGGUGUAAAAAUCUUUCAAGAUGAUAUAAUUUAUCAUUUAUUUGAUAUGUUUGUUGCUCAUCGUGAACGUGUUAAAAAAGAAAAUCAAGAAAAAUUUCGACAUCUUGCUGUAUUUCCAUGCAAAUUAAGAGUUUUACCACAAUAUAUAUUUAAUUCACGUGAUCCAAUUAUAUGUGGUGUAAUUAUUGAAGAUGGCAUUGUUAAAUUAGGUACACCAAUAUGUGUUCCAUCAAAAGAAUUUAUUGAACUUGGUCGAAUUGUUAGUAUUGAAUUAAAUCAUAAACCAUUAGAUGUAGCAAGAAAAGGUUCAGAAGUUUGUAUUAAAAUUGAUCCAGUUAGUGGUGAAGCACCGAAAAUGUUUGGUCGACAUUUUGAUGAAAAUGAUUUAUUAAUGAGCAAAAUUUCGCGUGAAGCAAUUGAUAUUGUUAAAGAUCAUUUUCGUGAUGAUAUGCAAAAAUCUGAUUGGCAGUUAAUGAUUGAAUUAAAAAAAAUAUUUAACGUUCUUUGA
Rotaria sordida is the source of this 2793-nucleotide messenger RNA. Lineage: Eukaryota; Metazoa; Rotifera; Eurotatoria; Philodinida; Philodinidae. The record is from the annotation of a GenBank genome assembly.